UGAUUAGUUUAUCGGUGAUUAUUGUCUGCAAAGAAUGGCCACAAAAAUAGUGUUCAACACAAUUGUCGGUGUCGUUGAUAAUGCGGACUUUUGUCUGUGAAUUGGAUGUCUGGAUCAGAAGCCUCGCAAGAAAUGUGUCGGCCCGAGAGCCCGGUUCUAACAAGCAGUUGGCCUCCAAAGCCUGUGCCCUCUCUAUUGUGAGACAAUUAUUUCACUUCGCAAUUAUCGGCGAAUUUCAAGUGAAUCCGGUCAAGAAAAGCAAAUCUCAGGGCCAGGUCGACUCGUAUGCAAUCGAUAUACCACUCACUUUGCUUCCAGUGAUUAACAAAACGCUCCAAGAUCUCAAUAUAACAGCGGUUCCCAUAUGCGAAC
This is a messenger RNA of Oppiella nova, 372 nucleotides long. NCBI's taxonomy places the organism in Eukaryota, Metazoa, Arthropoda, Arachnida, Sarcoptiformes, Oppiidae. The record is from the annotation of a GenBank genome assembly.